Molecule: messenger RNA, 489 nt
Organism: Cutaneotrichosporon cavernicola
Lineage: Eukaryota; Fungi; Basidiomycota; Tremellomycetes; Trichosporonales; Trichosporonaceae
Exons: 1
Coding region: 1-489 (162 amino acids)
Source: RefSeq, a predicted model, not a curated record
AUGUACGACUCUGCUCCCCUCUGCCCGUCCUCGUCUCCACCUGAGCCGUCCCCUCUCUUCCACCCCAAGCCCGUCCGCCCAGCUUUCACCUCGUCUUACUCGUCUCCCCUCCUCCCCACCUCAACUUGCACCUCCCCGCCCUUCUCCUCGACGACCGGCUCAGCGAGCGCAAGCUCCUCCCCCUCCCCACCACACAUCCCGAACCACAAGUCGUCCCACUCGCUCUCGUCCAAACCCCGCGCAAAGGCAAAGAAGAUGAGCAGCACUACGGGAAAGCACAAGAACGUCCAGGUCGCGCUCGAGGUCAAGGUCGAGCGCUCGCGCGGCUUCCAUGCCUUCUUCGUCCCCCUCGCGCGCAGCAUGCCACCAGCACCACCAUCGAGCCCCGUGUUUGGCCAGAGCUCCAACGAGCAGCAGGGCGCGUACGAGCGUCCCAAGGUCUGCGAGGAGCGCUGGGUCGAGGACGUCCAGCGGAUGGACCUCGACUGA